GCAAGGUAAAGAUCUUCCUCUAUCUUCUGCCAAUCUCAAGGACAUUCCAAAUGGCCCCUCGAGUUACUUACAGACGUCGUCUUUCUUACAACACCCGUUCCAACAGAACCCGUGUCGUUAAGACCCCUGGUGGUAACCUCAACCUCCAGUACGAGAAGAAGCCUGCCACCGCCCCCCGUUGCGGUGACUGUGGUGACAAGCUCGCUGGUGUCAUUGCUCUCCGUCCCCGUGAGUAUGCUCAGGUUUCCAAGACCAAGAAGACUGUCAGCCGUGCCUAUGGUGGAUCUCGCUGCUCUCACUGCGUCCGCAACAGAAUCGUUCGCGCUUUCUUGAUUGAGGAGCAAAAGAUCGUCAAGAAGGUCCUCAAGUCCCAGAGCGAGAAGAAAUAAGUUGCACAUUUUUCGUAAAUGGGUACAAAAAAUUUAAACCGAAAUGCUUUGUGAUUGAAUAAAACCUUCAUAAGCUAUCAUCAAUAAUCUUGAACAGCAGGCAUGUG
Umbelopsis ramanniana AG is the source of this 496-nucleotide messenger RNA. RefSeq lists its product as uncharacterized. Gene Ontology annotation, cellular component: ribosome. The transcript has 4 exons. The record is from RefSeq and is a predicted model, not a curated record. NCBI's taxonomy places the organism in Eukaryota, Fungi, Mucoromycota, Umbelopsidomycetes, Umbelopsidales, Umbelopsidaceae. Gene Ontology annotation, molecular function: structural constituent of ribosome. Bases 51 to 389 code for a protein of 112 amino acids. Gene Ontology annotation, biological process: translation.